UGUGUUUGCCAUUUAUGAUAUAUAUUUAUUUUGUUUUUAGGUUAGGGUUCAUAUUUGAUAUUUUCAUCUACAAUUCAAUUUUGUAUAUAUUAUAAUUAUUUUAAUCAAAGAAUUGAUGUAAAAACCCAAACCCUACGUGAUCCACACCAUCUUCAAAAUACAACAUGAAUAAGAACUUGUAUCAAUAAUGAGAAUAAUAAAUCCACAUAAACAGGGUAAAAACCUCCAUAGAUAGAAAAAAUAAGCAUUACAAGAAGAAAAAUAACCCUUCAAACUAAGAAAAAAAGAUUGAAACCCAUCUCAUUUCUAAAAAAUAUAGAUUAUUAUUGCCUUAAAUGGUCAAGAAAAGAAAAACCCUUAACAAAAAAUGAAAAUUUGAUCAUAGUACUUCAAUAAAAACUACACCGACCUACUUUCAAUCAUAACCAACCUUGACUGUCCCCUAAUUCUAACCCGACCCAUUAUUAAUUUCAAACAACCCCAAUCGACCCGGCCCAUUAACGACCCGCACAUACCAUCCAUACCCUAACCACAUCAACACAAGCCAUAUAGCCAAUGAACCCACUAACCAACCAACUAUCCCUCACCACCUCAACCCCAAACACACUCUCUAGUCUCUCCUAAAUUACUUAACUUCAUUAACCAAUGUCUCAAACCACCACAACUUCAACCACCAACCACCGCCACGUGGUGGCGAUGCCAUAUCCUGGAAGAGGCCACAUAAACCCUAUGCUCAACCUUUGCAAACUUAUCCUCUCUAAAUCUAAUAAUAAUAACUUUCUUUUCACUUUUGUAGUCACUGAAGAAUGGCUCGGCUUACUCAGCUCAGAGCCGAAGCCGCCGGCUAAUAUCCGAUACGCUGCACUUCCUCAAGUUGUUCCUUCAGAAGUUGGUCGAGCCGCUGAUAUGGUCGGCUUCAUUGAAGCCGUCCUUACUAAGCUGCAAGAUCCUUUUGAGCGGCUACUUGACCAGCUUGAGCCGCCGCCGACAGCUAUUAUAUAUGAUACGUGGCUAAGUACUUGGAUGGUUAAUGUAGGAAAUAAGAGGAAUAUUCCGGUGGUUUCACUUUUUCCGAUGUCAGCGUCGGUGUUUACGGUUUUCUAUCAUCUUGAUUUGCUGGUUCAACAUGGUCACUUUCCUCUCGAUAUUUCCGAAAGAGGAAAUGAAAUUGUGGACUAUAUUCCGGGACUUCCUUCGACAACCAUUGCAGACCUAACAACAUUUUUCAGUGGAGAUGGUAAAACUAUGUUUCUUCAUGUCCUUGACACUUUCUCACUUCUAAAAAACACUACAUGUCUUUUAUUUACAUCCAUCUAUGAAUUUGAAGAGCAAGUGAUCAACUGUGUAAAAGAAAAACUAGACAUUCCGAUAUACCACAUUGGCCCUAUGAUACCAUACUUUAACCACGAAUCCAAUAACAUAUCAUGUACAAGUACACAGAGUUCUGGUAGCGAUCAAAGCUACUUUCAAUGGUUAGAUUUACAACCAAAGGGUUCGGUUUUGUAUAUUUCACAAGGAAGUUUUCUUUCAAUCUCGAAUGCCCAGAUGGAGGAGAUUAUAGCAGGAAUUAAGGAGAGUGGCGUUCGAUUUUUAUGGGUGACACGAGGUGAUACAUCAAGGUUCAAAGACGUUGUUGGUGAAGUGGGAUGUUUAGUAUCUUGGUGCGAUCAAUUGAAAGUGUUAUGUCAUCCUUCUGUUGGCGGAUUUUGGACUCAUUGUGGGUGGAAUUCUACUUCAGAGAGCAUUUACGCGGGUGUUCCUAUGUUAACUUGUCCUAUAUUUUGGGAUCAAAUGCCGAAUAGUAAGCUGGUAGUGAGCGAUUUGAAGAUUGGAUGGAGGGUUAUAAAUAAUGGUAAUAGGAAGGAAAAAAUUGUUACUAGAGAAGAAAUAGCUAAGGUUGUGAAGAAAUUCAUGGACUCUGACAAUGAUGAGCGAAAAGAGAUGGUUGAAAGAGCAAAAAACUUGAAAAAUACCUUCAGAAGAGCAAUUUCAGAUGGAGGUUCAGCUGCUUCCAAUAUUGAUGCUUUUAUUGAAUGCAUUUCUUGAUAUGCUCUUUCAUUGUAUUAGAACAAUUAGUAAUUUUAACUGAAUGGAUUUCUUUCUAAAAGUGCUGAGAAUAAAAUUAGUUUCUUGUUUUUUGUUUCUA
Beta vulgaris subsp. vulgaris (sugar beet) is the source of this 2146-nucleotide messenger RNA. Its product is annotated as UDP-glycosyltransferase 87A2. Bases 646 to 2046 code for a protein of 466 amino acids. The transcript has 2 exons. Gene Ontology annotation, molecular function: UDP-glycosyltransferase activity. Lineage: Eukaryota; Viridiplantae; Streptophyta; Magnoliopsida; Caryophyllales; Amaranthaceae. The record is from RefSeq and is a predicted model, not a curated record.